This is a messenger RNA of Coturnix japonica (Japanese quail), 3938 nucleotides long. It is a transcript of the gene NOL4, whose product is annotated as nucleolar protein 4. Lineage: Eukaryota; Metazoa; Chordata; Aves; Galliformes; Phasianidae. The record is from RefSeq and is a predicted model, not a curated record.
ACAACAAAAAAACCCCGCCGGGGGCCGCCUGCCUGCGCCGGGGCUGUGCCGGCGCCCCAUGAGCGCCGGGCGAACAGGUGCCGAGUGACCCGGGCGGCCCCGGCCCGGCUCGGCCCGGCCCGGCUCGGCUCGGGGGUGCCGCGUGCGAGCGGUGCCGGGGGACGAUGGAGAGCGGCGACCGGGACAUGUACCGGCAGUUCCAGGACUGGUGCCUCCGGACUUACGGGGACUCGGGCAAAACCAAGACGGUGACCCGUAAAAAAUACGAGCGGAUCGUCCAGCUGCUGAACGGCUCCGAGUCGAGCUCCACGGAUAACGCCAAAUUCAAAUUCUGGGUCAAAUCUAAAGGCUUCCAGCUCGGCGACUCGGACGAGGUCAGUGGUGGUGCUGGAGGAGGGAAGCAAGUGCUGUACGUGCCAGUCAAAACCACGGAUGGAGUAGGUGUAGAUGAGAAGCUGUCUUUACGGCGGGUAGCCGUGGUAGAAGAUUUCUUUGACAUUAUCUAUUCCAUGCAUGUUGAAACUGGGCCUAAUGGAGAACAAAUCAGAAAACAUGCUGGACAGAAGAGAACAUAUAAAGCAAUUUCAGAGACCUAUGCCUUCCUACCGAGAGAAGCGGUGACACGAUUUCUAAUGAGUUGCUCAGAGUGCCAGAAAAGAAUGCAUUUAAACCCAGAUGGAGCAGAUCAUAAAGAUAAUGGAAAACCACCAACACUGGUGACCAGCAUGAUUGAUUACAAUAUGCCAAUUACUAUGGCCUAUAUGAAACACAUGAAGCUGCAGCUACUAAAUUCACAGCAAGAUGAGGAUGAAAGCUCUAUAGAAAGUGAUGAGUUUGAUAUGAGUGACUCUACGAGGAUGUCAGCUGUGAACUCUGACCUCAGUUCAAAUCUCGAAGAAAGAAUGCAAAGUCCUCAGAAUCUCCAGGGCCAGCAGGAUGAUGAUUCAGCCGCAGAGAGUUUUAAUGGCAAUGAGACCGUGGGACACAGUUCCAAUGCUUCAGGGGGAACACACUGCAGGGAGAUGGCAGAAACCAACAGUAAUGGCAAAACAAAUCUGGAGCAGGAUGAGCAGCCUCUGAACCUGAGUGACAGUCCCCUCUCUGCUCAGCUGACUUCAGAAUACAGACUAGAUGAUCACAGCAGUAAUGGAAAGAACAAAUACAAGACUCUCCUAAUUUCUGAUCUCAAGAUGGAACGGGAGGCAAGAGAAAAUGGAAGCAAGUCUCCUGCACAUAGCUAUUCAAGCUAUGACUCUGGCAAGAAUGAGAGCGUAGACAGAGGUGCUGAAGAUCUGUCUCUGAAUCGAGGGGAUGAGGACGAGGAUGACCAUGAUGAGCAGGAAGAUCCUGAGAAGGUUAAUGAGUCAGAUGGGGUAGAAGCUGAGCGACUGAAAGCUUUUAAUAUGUUUGUCAGGCUGUUUGUAGAUGAAAACCUGGAUCGGAUGGUUCCCAUCUCCAAGCAGCCCAAAGAGAAGAUCCAGGCCAUCAUCGAGUCCUGCAGCCGGCAGUUCCCCGAGUUCCAGGAGCGUGCCAGAAAGCGCAUACGCACGUACCUCAAGUCCUGCCGCCGGAUGAAAAGAAGUGGUUUUGAGAUGUCACGACCUAUUCCCUCACACCUUACUUCAGCAGUUGCAGAGAGUAUCCUGGCUUCCGCCUGUGAGAGUGAAAGCAGAAAUGCUGCAAAAAGGAUGCGGUUGGAUAGACAGCAGGAUGAAGCUACACCAGCUGACAAACAGUACAAACAGGAGCCAGCCCAGGUCACUUACUCAACAUCAGCUGUUUCCAGCACACAGGAGGUGUUGUACAUCAAUGGAAACGGGACCUACAGUUACCAUAGUUACAGAGGGCUCGGAGGUGGGCUGCUAAAUCUCAAUGAUGCUUCUAGCAGUGAUCUGCAGCCAACUUCCACUACAGCCACAACUCAGCACUGCAUCCCAGGCUCCACAAACGUCCAGUCUCCUUCCAACUCAGGUCCAACAGAUCUCAGUAUGAAGAGGCAGUUAGCAAGCAGCUCGGGCUCCUCCAGCAGUACAAGCUCCAGACCCCAGCUGAGCCCCACCGAAAUCAACGCUGUGAGGCAGCUGGUGGCAGGGUACCGGGAAUCAGCCGCCUUUUUAUUGCGUUCUGCAGAUGAACUGGAAAACCUGAUUUUGCAGCAGAACUGAGUCAUGUGAUCUACAACACCGGCCUGGUCUUAUCUCAGAGUUUCCACUAAUGACAUUUUGAUUUCCCAGAGCACACACUUCAGUUACCGCACAGUCUUUUAGGAGAGUUAAUUACCGUAAUGCCACACUGUUCUUGAUCCAUAAAGUGAUGUGUUAAGGUGCUUCAAGUGAACUUCAACCUCUGGUAUUUCUGAGGUACUUUACUGUGUCCAGCCUAUUGCUUUUGUUUUAGUGUGUCAGCAUAAAUAUCGAAACAGUGGCUAGAAAUUAACUCGUUCUAACACGUGGAGGAAACAGAAGAUGCUGUGAUGUUUUUUGAAAACAAGGUUCAAGAUCCAAGUGCAAUAUUAGUGGAAUGUGAUACUGACUCAUUGGACUUAAAGCUGCAGUAUAUGGCAAACCGUUGCCAAAUGUCCUGUUGCUACAGGGCACAAUUGCAAUUAAAAGGAUCUUGUAUUUUAAAAAAAAAUAUGUAAUUUUUAUAUAAAAACAAAACAAAAGAUUUUUUUGUUUUCAUUCAAGAUUUUUCAUUUUUACUUUGGUAAACUUUUUCACUGGUCCUGAAAACGUUUUGAGGAGCUAUUGUAAGUCCCCUUUCCUCUCUUGAACCCCUGAAUGUGCCCUUCUCCCCAACUUCAUAUUCUUUCUACAGUGAGUAACUCUUGAUGCUGGAUAAUUCUCCCCUGUGUACUGUAAAUUGUCAUCUAUGGAAUACCUUCCAAAGGAAGCAUGAAUUUCCUGCAUUCAUACCAUUCUCAGCUCCAUUCUGUAAUAUAUUGCAGCUUUAUUAGCAAUUAAUAAAAAGUUGAGGGUUUUUUAAAAAAAUGACAUAUCAUUGAGAAAACAAAUUGAGAAGUUGAUUUCUUACAGUGAGCUCAUCUAACUCCAUGAUCACUGCUGUCCUAGACAAGUCCCUCUAGUUGUAAUUGGAUAUAGGUGAUGAAUGUUAAGAGGUUGCAAGUGACAAUCUGAAAAUUUGCACUCUUGUGUGUAUUUAUUUUAUUUUCCUUAAUUUAAACAAAAUUCUAAUGGAGGAAGGUCACUGACACUUCUGGUAUGAUAUGUAUAAUUCCCAGGCCUAGCUAAAAACUGUACAAAAAUGUAAAUGGGUGCAGCUGCAACUAUACUGAAACUCUUCUCUCUCCCCUACCCCCCCACCCCCAACUCUUCCCAACCCCUCUAUUUCUUAUUUUAUAAUAUUGAUUACACAUUAAUGGUGUUUUCUUUGUGCACUAUGGCAGGUUUAUUUUUAAGUAUAUAGAAACAGUAAUUUAGUUUAUGCUUACUGUACUAUCUGUUCUGUUGUUUGGCUUUUGUUGAAUAACAAGUUUCUUGUGCAUUCCUAAAUUUGCCUUAUUUCAUGUACAAAAUUUUAUGUAAUUCCAUUUUUUGACAAUGAGUUUAAGGCAUCGGUGAUAUUUUAUAUCUACUUGUUACAUAUAGUUUUCCAAGUAAUGACUGUGAUUGUGACCAAGUAAUGUGCACUUUUUCUUGUAAGUGUGGACAUUGCUAUGCUUUUUUUUCCUCUAGUGUUUCUAGAAUUACUGUUGCUUACAGUUAUGUAAAAGAAAAAGAACUUUUGUGAUACUGUUGGUGAAUAUUAAUGUGAAAAAGCCUAUGAAAUAUGAGUAUUUUGAAGGUACAUAAAUACACAAACAUCUCUAAGUUGUGAACUGAUGUUCACAUAUUUAAAUGGGAAUUCAAAACCUGAGGGCUGGAAUCAUUUCCUCUGUUUUGUUUGGGUAAAUAAACAUAUUUCUGUGUUUAAAUACA